Molecule: messenger RNA, 855 nt
Organism: Lizanozyma spartinae
Lineage: Eukaryota; Fungi; Ascomycota; Pichiomycetes; Serinales; Debaryomycetaceae
Product: mitochondrial 54S ribosomal protein uL5m
Exons: 1
Coding region: 1-855 (284 amino acids)
Biological process (GO): translation
Cellular component (GO): ribosome; cytosolic large ribosomal subunit
Molecular function (GO): RNA binding; structural constituent of ribosome
Source: RefSeq, a predicted model, not a curated record
AUGCAGUUGGCACGUAGUUUCAGCACAUGCGCUCGUGCUUUGCGCAGUGGGUAUUCUACUGUGGAACCCGUACACCAUUUGGUGAAGAUCAACAAGGCAUCUUUGAAACCAGGUAUGACCCAAUUGUUGAAGUCUAAGUCCGAUAUCACAGCCAUAGGGUUCAAGCCCGUGGAAAUAUCACAAGAUAGAGUACGUGAACACUAUAACAAUACCGUUAAGAGCGACUUGAUGUUGCAUUUUUAUGAACACGAUGCAAAGACCGUUGAAGGACAAAAGUUUAGAGAAUGGGGUACUGAUUCUCCGUAUAAGAUGUAUCGUUCCAUGAAAAAACCUCGUGGUAAGGGUAAGGCAACUAGAAACAUUAAACCUAUUACAUCCAAAAAUGUUCCUGAGUUACAAAGCAUCGUCAUUAAUUUAUAUGCCCCAGCCAUUGCUGAACACAAGUGGUUAAGUGUUUCUGCCCGAGCAUUCAUUGCACAGAUCACAAACGUCAAGCCUCAACUUCUUAGAAAUAGAUCCAACGUCAUUGGUUGGAAGAUUAGAGUGGGUAGACCUUGUGGUUGUAAGGUGGAAUUAAAGGAUAGAGAUAUGCAUCAAUUCUUGACUACUUUAACUGAAUUGGUAUUACCUCGUAUUAGAACAUUCACAGGUUUAAAGCCAACUACUGGAGAUACUCAUGGUAACAUUUCCAUGGGUUUAACCGAAGAGGAUGUCAAGUACUUCCCCGAAGUUGAGCAUUUCCAAGAGUUGUUCCCCAACUUAUUUGGUUUCCACAUUACAUUCAAGACCACUGCCAGAACAGAUGAACAGGCAAGAACUUUGAUAAGUUCCUUGGGGUUCCCUUUUCAGAAGUAG